UGCUCCAUUAAACCCAAGGCGGCAGGGCACUCCGUUCCGCUCGCUCUCCUCUCUCUAGGGUUUCUCCUCGCCACCGCCGCCGCCGCUGCUCCUCCUCGUCGCCGCGAUGAGCGCCGCCAGGCCGGACCACCGGCGCUACCACCCGCCGUUCCUGCGCGACCUCUCCUCCCCCAUAUCCUCGUCGUUGCGCUUGCCCCCAGCCUCGGUCCGGCGCGAGACACAGGCCUCCACCCCGCCGCCGCCUCCCCCGCUGCUCUCCCUCGACGACCUCUCCCACCUCUCCCCUUCCCCGCAGCCGGCCACGCCUCCUCAGGCGACGAUGACCCCCUCCCCCACGCCGCCGCGUGGCGCGGGCCUCUUCGCAUCCCCGCUGCGGUCCAACGGCUCGCCCGCCCCCUCGGCUUGGUGGUCCCCGUCGAGGGAGGAGAAGCCCAGGGAGGGGUCGCCGAUGGAUGGCGUCAUGCAGAACCAGCAGCAGUCCCCAACGAUGCCGUCGGGGCAGCAGUCGCAGCAGCAGCAGAAGGUUGCGCUGAUCACGCUGCCCCCGCCCAGGGAGGUGGCGCGGCCGGAGAUGCCCAGGGAUUCGGCGCCUGCUGCUGGCCGGGUUGACGAGGAGGAGUGGGUCACCGUUUUUGGAUUUUCACCUGGUGAUACUAACUUGGUUCUGCGAGAAUUCGAGAAAUGUGGGAUAGUCCUGAGACAUGUUCCUGGUCCAAGGGAUGCGAACUGGAUGCAUAUCUUGUAUCAGAGCCGGCAUGAUGCACAGAAAGCACUUGUGAAACAUGGGCAGCAGUUAAACAGUGUUCUUAUUAUUGGGGUGAAGCCAGUGGAUGCACGGCAGCAACAGUACCUGAACGAGAGCAUGAACGAGAACUAUCAGGGCAGCGCAACAGUCCCAUUUCUGUCACCGCCUGUAGCACCUAGCGGAUUUGCCACCAGGAACGCACUAGCACCUUUGCCUAGCAACUCGAUGCCAAAUGGCAGCUGCAACGAGAGCAGUCGUGGCGCUUCUGGAGCCAUUGCUUCACCUUCAAAAUCCAUCUUGUCCAAAGUUAUGGACUUGAUGUUUGGCCUUUAAGUUCCAUCAUUAAAUCAAAUGGUGGCAAUGCGUUUGUAUUCUGUUGGAAAUUCUAGGCCAAAAUGAGGAUCAUGGCGAUAACAUUUUUUGGUCAAUGGGGUUUUCAUUGGGUAUCAAUGCACGGAUUGUGUAUCAUACGGCAUCUGACUUUGGUGUAAACUGUAAUAGGAGUCGUCCCUUGCAAAGGCUGGUGUAAUUGACUCACUCGGUGGCAAAUGUUCAAUCACAAACUUCACCGAUCUAUUGUGAUGAUAUGGAUAUUUUUCCUCCAGAAAAGAAAAGUGUGGAAAGUGAUAUGAUUGCAUAGAGAUUUUUAGGACACCAGCUGAGUAGCUAAAGUCAGACGGUUGUAUUUUUGCAGUGUAUGUUUUGUCAGAUGGGUUCUGAAUUUUCAACACAUCUGAGGUCCAAUGAUUCUGACUUUUUUUGUUAAA
This is a messenger RNA of Setaria italica (foxtail millet), 1512 nucleotides long. Its product is annotated as nuclear pore complex protein NUP35. Bases 107 to 1078 code for a protein of 323 amino acids. Gene Ontology annotation, molecular function: phospholipid binding; single-stranded DNA binding; structural constituent of nuclear pore. Gene Ontology annotation, cellular component: nuclear membrane; nuclear pore central transport channel; nuclear pore nuclear basket. The transcript is spliced from 3 exons. Lineage: Eukaryota; Viridiplantae; Streptophyta; Magnoliopsida; Poales; Poaceae. Gene Ontology annotation, biological process: nuclear pore organization; regulation of DNA-templated transcription; NLS-bearing protein import into nucleus. The record is from RefSeq and is a predicted model, not a curated record.